This is a messenger RNA of Cricetulus griseus (Chinese hamster), 3783 nucleotides long. Lineage: Eukaryota; Metazoa; Chordata; Mammalia; Rodentia; Cricetidae. The record is from RefSeq and is a predicted model, not a curated record.
UUAUCAAGCUCUGCCUUUUUCCUUCUCCCGCCUUUGUCUUUCCUCCAUCCUUUUUUCUUCAUCCUGUCCCCCUCCCAACAGAAGCUCUCCAUUCUUCUCCGCCCCCCACCCACCCCCACAUCCUGCCUCAUCUGCAUCCUCCUCCCCUACUUUUCUCCGCCUCCCCACCCAAGCCUCCGCCCAUUAGCCCCCGCCCCCAGCUGCCAGUCCCCAGCAGCUCAGUCCUGCAGUGAGUCCAUAGCAAAGCACCAGGAGCUGAGCACUGCUGGCUGUGCUGGCUAGCAAGUCUCCGAAUGGCUCAGGAGAAAAUGGAGCUGGAUUUUGAGGCUGACACAUCUGAUGGGGGCACCCUGAGACGGUCCAACAGUGCUCCCCUGAUCCAUGUGCUCAGUGACCUUUCACAGGUUUUUGAGCCAUAUCCACUUAGAACUCGGAGGAACAGUGCGACAAUUAUGAGCCAUCAUAGCUUGGAAGAAGGUCUGGAUAUGAUGAACAGAGAAACUUCACUUGGAAGGGAAGCUCAAGCAGGAAUGCAGAUCAGUCAGUCAUGGGAUGAAAGCUUGAGCCUGAGUGAUAGUGAUUUUGACAAGCCAGAGAAAUUAUAUUCUCCAAAGAGAAUUGACUUCACUCCAGUUUCUCCGGCGCCUUCCCCAACCAGAGGAUUUGGAAAGUGCUAUUCACCAUCCUUGCAAAUGUUUGUGAGUAGCAGUGGCAUGCCAUCAAGUCCUGUUUCGAAUCCAAGACAUUUUUCAAGCAGGAGGAGUCAGAGUCCAGUCAAAUGCAUUAGGCCUAAUGCUCUCGGUCCUCUUAAGAGAAAAGGGGAGAUGGAGACAGAAAGCCAGCCUAAGAGACUCUUCCAAGGCACCACCACCAUGCUGUCUACAGAUGCUGGGCAAUUGUCUGAUCUCAGUUCAUGUUCAGAUAUUUUGGAUGGCAGUAGUAUCAGCAGUGGCUUGUCCUCAGACUCACUGGCUACAGGCAGCGCUCCCGCAGAGUCUCCAGUAGCAUGCUCCAAUUCAUGCUCUUCGUUCAUCUUGAUGGAUGAUCUCUCACCCAAGUGACUUAACCAUUUCUGAUUCAAUGUUUUAACUAUUUCCCACAUAAAACAUUCUGUGGGGAAUGCAGAGAACUUUGAUCCACAAUGGGGAUUAAAGUUUGGCGCAUUGUAACCAUUCCGAUGCUCCUAUUUCUGGGCAUCUCUGUCCUCUGAAGUUCAAUUUUGCAAGCAUAGUCACUUUACUAACAUCUGUUUUGGCUGAUCUCAUUUUGUGUUUGAUAACUAAAUCUCAAAUACACAGUUUUGAUUGCUUAGGGGAUUUUUUUUCUUGGUGCCUCAAAGAGCACCGACUUUCAAACAUUUAAGGGGGGGCACUAAUGUGUAUCUUCUAUGAUUGUUCUUUUCCCUACUGGUGACAUAACAGAGGUGAUCAGAAAUUCUCUUGCUUGAGAGAUUUAUAAAAAUUCUUUGUUGACUACAUAUUUUCCCAUCUCUUUAUUUCACAGUAAUAUUCAAAUUUCUUUGGAUUAUAUCAAAUUUUUGUUGUUCUGCAUCAGCUUAAAAUACAUUAUUUUGUUUUCAUUUCUUGUCUGAGCUGCUUACUUGCCAUCUCUCACGGAGGGGAAGAAACCCAUAGUCGCUUCCAUCACUGCUCUCAUUGCUUCUUUGCUGUUGGAAUGUAUGCAGUGAAGACUGACUUUAGAGUGGAGAAUGUAAAUGGAUGUACAGGAUGCUUCAUUAGUCACCUCAGGUCCUUAGGACUUUGCUACCACAGUUGCUGUUUCUCUCCCCAAACCUGCUGCCCUAAGGAAUAUAUAAAAUAUUGUUGAUAUUUCUAGGUGGUGUUAUCAAGGAGAAGAAAUUCCUGCCUUGACCAGAUGUGUGGAGCAUCUCCAAAUGAACGAAUAGUUAUUUACACAAAGCACUGUACAAAAGCAAGCAUCCAUGAAGCUGUCAGUGUCUCGGGGUAGGAUUAUGAGGCCUUAGGUGCCUUGGGGUACAUUGCUGUGCUGUAGGGGACAUAUAUCAUAAGGUCUUGUGGAAAUGGAAGCUUUCUGUAAGUGAGUGCAAUUUUGUUUGAUUUUUUUUCUGAUUCCUUUUUGUCACUGAGUUUGUUUUGUCAUUGUGGUGACUGGUGGAUUUUUUUUUUUAUUUGGUUUUGGUUUUGGUUAUUGUGUUGUGCUAUAGUCAGAACCCAGUUCUUGUUCUUGUCGCCCUAUAGAGGGCAGUUUAGUAUCUGUAAGGAAGCUUUGAGGAGGCACUGAAAAGGUCAGUGCUACUGUGCCCCCUGCUUCCAGAUAUUUCUUGAGCUCUAAGCAGUGUAUAUGCAGUGUGACGUAACAUAUGCUGUGUCAUUUUGACAAGAGGAAACUCCUGACUAAAAUAUUUCAGAAAUCCAAGUGUGAUCUAUUGUGACAUUAUUUAUUAUUUAUUACACUACGUAGAAUGUCCGUGUUGUUAGAUUUCUUUGAAUGUUGAACAUGGUGGGUGGACUAUUUGUUUAAUAUUCACACUUACCUGCUAGAAUCGUGAUACUCUGUUUUUAAGUGAAUGUAAGAAAGAAACAGAAAAUGAUUAAGCUUAAGUCUUUUGAAAUCUAAAAUCCUUAGAGGUGGUCUGAAGACAUUCACAGACUAGAAAUUAGUGUGCUUGAAGCAAAACCUCUCUUCUAAUCAUUAGAGAACAUCACUUAGCUUGCAGCAGUUCCAUUAUAGAAUCAGGUCUGUUCUUAAGUUUACAUUGUAAUCACUGUCAUAACGGCUAUUAAUGGCUUUAGCUCCCAUGUUGCUUUAGCCUGUGAAAAGCUCAUAAUCCUUCAAACUUAACAUAAAUGUGCUGUUAUAAGAAUCGCCCCCUUGUGUGCCAUUUUAAAGAAACAUUUCUUUGAUGGCACUUGGUGUAUCCACUCUGUUAAUGAACCGUGUUCAAAGGCUUUUGCCUUAAUAAUGGUAAGAGAUGGCUUUGUCUUUCAGAAUAUUUGUCUGCCUUCCCUCUUCUGUCUUAUUUCCUUAAAGGGACCCUUCUGAGUUCAAAUUUAGAGUCCAAAUUUAGAACUGUUAAGAAAUAACCUUUGAAAUGUGAUGGUAUUUAACCAUGGUAAAAAUUCAGUGGUAAGGUACAGCUGUAGCAGAAAACUGAAAUUGUUUAGAUGAGUAUGAUGAGACUGAAGAGGCAGGGGGACUCACCUUACUGUUUUAAGCCAAAUCUUUCAUUAAUGAAUUUAAUUGUUUUAGGUUUUUCUCUGUCAAUUUCAUACAUUCAUAUAAUUCAUUCUUAGUACUCUCACUCCCUACUCUCUCUCAUGUCACUCCCACCCCGUCAAUCCCCAAGUUCCUUUGCCACAUUCUUGUCUUUUCCUUUGUAAACUAACCUUUUGUUAGUGUUGCCCUCUCUAUUGUUUAAGUGGACAAGAAAGCUAAGUUUGUGCAGGGCUUGUUUGGAAAUGAAAGAUGGUAAUAUGCUAAUUGACAGGAGCUUUGUUGCCAGUACCCCUUUAUUUUUAUAUAAAGUCUAAUAUUUGCAGUGUAGUUAGUGUUAUAAAGUAAAAUUCUUUCUUCCUAUUCUCAUAUUAUAUCAUAUAUUUUAAGGUUCUAUUUGAAAACUAGUAGAAGAAAUGAAACCAUAAUAAAAUCCUAUAGUUACUGGUUUUGCUUGACUGACUUACAAAUCACUGUUUUAUGAUAACUGCUUUUGGAAUAAUAGAAAGUUUUGUGAAAUGUUGACCUAGUGUAUAGCUUAAUAUUGUGAAUUUAAUAAAGCAUAUAUACAUGUAUAAAAAGACAAUA